GUUUGCGGUGGACAUAUUAUUGGCGAGAAAGGUACCAUUCAGAGUCCGCGAUAUCCAGAAAGUUACUCGCCCAAUUCAGAAUGCAAAUGGGUUGUUUUCGUUCCUGAAGGCUAUCAAGUUGCUUUGACAUUCCAAUUUUUUAAUCUUGAAACACACAAAGAUUGUAUUUAUGAUCGUUUGGAGAUUUACGAUGGUACGGGAAUUGAUCCAUCUGCGCUGCUUUUGAAGCUGUGUGGUCAGAUUGUGGUGAAAUCGGUUGUGUCGCAUUUUAACGCGGUAUUGUUGCGCUUUAUCUCCGAUAGCUCGUUUGUUUCGAACCUGGAAUAUGGAAGGAAUACGCAAUAUCUGAAGGUCCACUGUGAAAUAUUACCAGCCUUUCAAGUUGCAGAAGUGGACGAAUGCAAAUCGAACGCUCAUGGAUGUGAGCAUCGUUGCGUUAACACAAUCGGUGGUUAUGAAUGCGAGUGCAAUAUUGGCUAUUCACUUCGCCCUGAUGGAAAAACUUGCCAGAGUAGGGCUCUUUGUCAGCCUUUUGCAUUAGUUUUGGCACUAAAACGUAGCGCAUGCGGUGGUAUUAUAAAUGCAUCCAAUGGAACAUUUAGUAGUCCAAAUUUUCCGAUGAAUUAUCCGCCACUAAAAACCUGUGCUUGGCAAAUAGAAGCGGACGACAAAUACCGGAUUAUCAUCAAUUUCACUCAUUUUGACGUCGAAGGAAUGAAAUCAGCAUGCUCGUAUGAUUACGUGCUCAUCCACAAUGAUGAAACAACCGAAGAGCGUUACUGCGGUCGCUACAGCUCCCUCGUUUAUACAUCAACUACAAGUCGCAUCAAAGUUGUGUUCGUUUCUGAUAACACGAUUGAAAAAAGUGGUUUUUCGGCGUAUUUUAUCACAGAUCUUGAUGAAUGCAGCAAUAACAAUGCAGGCUGUCAGCAGCAUUGCACCAAUACCAUUGGUUCGUAUCGAUGCGAAUGUGAGAAUGGGUAUGUUUUGGCAGAUGACGGGCACAAUUGUAAGGAGGGAGGUUGUAAUUUGCAGCUCAAUGAUCCGGAAGGCGAAGUCACUUCACCAAAUUAUCCUUUGGAUUAUCCGAAAGGGAAGAAUUGCAAUUGGCAUUUUGUUACCACUCCUGGUCAUCGCCUUUCACUUUCGUUCGAAGAAUUCAUGCUCGAGGAGCACAAUACAUGCAAGUACGAUCACAUCGAGGUUUUCGACGGCGGUAGCGUAGAUGACGCAUCGCUGGGUGUUUUUUGCGGUAGCGAUACGCUUCCCAGUAUCCAGUCAUCUUCCAAUCAACUCCUGCUAACAAUGCUUACAGAUGGCAGCGUGGAUCGUCGUGGCUUCAAAGCGUUCUAUUCAUCAGUUUGUGGUGGUAAUUUGAAGGCAGAAGAAACAGUGGGUUUUAUUUAUUCGCAUGCUCGCUACAGUGAUGGCAAAUACGAGAAGAAAAUGAGAUGUGAAUGGCGAAUUCAAGCAGAGCCAGGCCAUGGUGUGAAUAUUUGCUUUGCGCAGUUUGAUUUGGAGCGUGAAAGGAAUUGUGAGUUCGAUUAUGUCGAGAUCUUCGAUGGAAGCGAGCGAAUUGAGAAAAACCGCCUUCCACCACCAUUUACAUCGACUGGAAGAAACAUGAUUUUGUUCUUGAAUACGGAUGAUUCGGAAGAACGGAAGGGUUUCGUUGUGGAAUAUCGAUCGAGUAGCCCGGGAACAUCAAUUUCCAGGACUUCAACAACUCGUCAGCCCCCACGAGAACCAAUUAUCAAUAACGAUUGAGU
Molecule: messenger RNA, 1769 nt
Organism: Gongylonema pulchrum
Lineage: Eukaryota; Metazoa; Nematoda; Chromadorea; Rhabditida; Gongylonematidae
Source: the annotation of a GenBank genome assembly